Mycotypha africana is the source of this 3555-nucleotide messenger RNA. RefSeq lists its product as uncharacterized. The transcript is spliced from 3 exons. Gene Ontology annotation, molecular function: microtubule binding. The record is from RefSeq and is a predicted model, not a curated record. The coding region runs from base 312 to 3425 and encodes 1037 amino acids. Lineage: Eukaryota; Fungi; Mucoromycota; Mucoromycetes; Mucorales; Mycotyphaceae. Gene Ontology annotation, biological process: mitotic spindle orientation checkpoint signaling; nuclear migration along microtubule; establishment of spindle localization. Gene Ontology annotation, cellular component: cell cortex; spindle pole body; mating projection tip.
UGCCCGGAUCAUACCUUUGCACAUGUUGUAUAAUAGACAACGAUCAUCCUCUUUUUCAAGGAGAAGACUUUUUCUAAAAGCAUAUUAGAAUCUCCCCUUCUUUUCCUUACUUUAUUUUUUAAUUUUCUCGUUUACAUUACUUGCUCUGCUUUUUGUUUGAAACAACUGCAUUUCUGAGGAUUGCUGCUCUCUAUUUCACUAUAUCAAACCAUUCGUUACUAGGAAAGAAGGUUUAUAACUUCACGGAAAAAAAAGAACUAACUGAUCGAGUAAACUGUGAUCUCUAACAACAGCGCCUCGUCAAAAAAACAAUGACAGUAAUAACAACCGGUCCAGUAUCCAGCACCAGUAUGGCUACUCCCGUAUAUGUUCCUGAAAAGGAAAUCGAGGAACUCAUUAAUAUGCACAGCUCACUAUCAAAGACGGAUAUUCAACAGCGCUACAGAUCAAUUACGAGCCAACUCACAAAGUCUCUUGAAUCGAUCCAUUUGGCAUUAUUUCAGAUAGAACAAGAUGUAAAAGAUCAAUUUACAGUCUCAUUAUCUGAGCUUCCCGUAUCUGAUGCUCAGCUCAUUCAGUUAGAGGAAAGCUUGAACCAACAAAUCAUUCCUUCCGUAAAUACAACACUAUCAGUUAAUGACAACAUAUUAUCCACCUUGCCAGACGAUAAUAGUAACUAUGCGUUCAUCGCCUCGAAACUUGGAUCAGAUAUAUCAAGUUUGCAAUCGUACAUAGCUUGUAUUAGACAGCUUAUUCUUCACCAAAGCGUGACAUUAUCAUUGCACAAAGACGUAGAAGACCUUUUUAUCCAAAUGGAAGCCAUAUCGAACUUAAUGUUCGACUAUCAAGAAAAAAGAACUAGAUCGUUCUCAACAGCAUUAGCGCCUGUCAUUCCUACUGCUGCCGUUUCAAGUUCUUUAUCAUCCAUCUGCACAUCAUCUAUUUCUGCCGCAUCGUUCUAUCAAAGUAGUAUCAGUAGUUCCUCCUACCAUGGAACUCCUACUACCUCUGUUACGCCUCCACUCCCAAACCAUAUCCUUUUUGACGAAGAAACUGGAAAUGUGACUCAAAAGUUGAUAUCCGCCGAUGAUGACAAUAGCAUUAAUAAAGAAGUGGAUGGUAUUGACGAUCAACAGGAGUUAGUCGUAACAAAGAUCGAUUCCCUAUUUACAUCUAUGGCACAAUCUGUAGAAAGUGUACACCAUCGAUUCACUUUACAUCAACGGCAGGAGAAGCAGCAGCAACAGCAACAACAGCAUACGAAUCAUGCAAAGGCAACGAUAUCAAGUUCGGCAACAAUGAAUUUACUAGAGCGCAAGUAUGAAAAGUUAAAGGUAAAGUGGGAUGACAUCCAAGGCGAAAGAGAAGAUUUAAGAGCAACUUAUAAGGAGGAGCGUUGGUUGAAUAUCUUUCGACGAGUGACUGAUCAAGUGGACGUCAUGAUGGACGGCCUGAAUAAGUCCGCUGUUCAAUGUUAUUCUUUCAUUCAGCACGUCAGGGACUGGCAGGAAACCGUUCUACCGCCCACGCCUACAUCAUCAACAUUCGAAUCGAAUCAUAGCAAAUAUGGAAAAGCACAUAACUCACCAAUAACCAUGCCGGUUGAAUAUCAAAGGGUCGAUAUAGAAAAAUUCAAAUCUCUAGUGAAGAGUUUUGAAGCUAAAGUGAAGUACUAUACUCCCAGUAUAGAUCGUAUGUUAUCGAUGUUGCAUGACGGGAUAAAUGCUAGGACAACCACAACAUCAUCUUGCCAACAUCGGGCCAUAAUAUCAAAACACGAAUCCAUGCUUCAGAGAUGGCAGAAUAUCAGAAAUGUAAUGGACGACUUACGGCAUAGAGAUAUACCUGAAAUGGAACGUGUGCUUUUCUCAGCUGUAGGCGCUACUACCUCCAAUUCCUCCGUGGGUUCUGCAGACCAGUAUAUCCCACCGAUACCACCAGCAACACCAACUUCAAUAAUAACCAAGGGUGGUAGCAAUGCUAGGAAUUGGAAAAGUAUACGCUAUCGUACACCAACUGAACCUUUAUUUUACCUUAAAGAUAAUACUAGUAGUAGCCAUAUGGCGAGAAGCGGAACACCGAGAAGCGCCACACCCAAUAGCUCAAUUUUUGACAGAUUAUCCCCUGCAAAUAGCUCACAACAGCAACAACAAUCUCAUCAGUAUCAAAAUCAACCAUUGCAACCCUCAUAUGAUUCAGUAGCCACAAAAGGUAGCAUUUUGAGCAGUAAUAUGUCCGAUACUUCAUCCAUUGAUAGCAGUGCUUCCAGACGUUUACACAAGCAACAGAUCUCCAGAACAGCAGCGUCGCCGAAGCCGACACGACAGUUGAGUACAAGGUUAAUCCACUCGUCUAGAUCGCCUCGAAUUGUUGAAGAUUUCUAUGAGGAGGAUGAAAGGGCGUUUGGUAUAGACAUAUCAGCAAUGAUACAGAACCAGCAACAUCACAUUUGCACGAAACAUCGUAAUAAAGCAUCCACAAAUGGUGUAGCAAUAUCAACUGCUACUAUUGCAACCAAUAAGCGGAGCCAUAGCAGUCAUACGCGCCAUAUGAAUUUAACAACAGCCCAACAACAAGCUGCUGCUUUCAGAGCGAAAGCUGAUUUACGCUCGAGGAGCAGCAUAGGACACUUGUCAAUAAGCAGUCAUCAACAAUCCCUGCCUUCUUUUACAAGUGAUCACAAUGGUCGUAGUUGGCGAGGGCUUGCUUUACCGACGCAACGGCGUGCUAUGACGCCUUCUCUUAUACCUCGACCGCGAACGCCAAAAGAGAGUAUGAUACCCCGUCCACCCAGUUCGACAAUGACAUUCCACGGCCGUCGGUCUUCAUCCACAUCUACAUCUAUUAUACCCCACAAAAAAUUACCAGCAAGAGCUGAUACUAAUACCGUAUGCAUACCACCUGUACCACCCUUACCCAAAUACGUUACCUUACGUCAACAGCAGCAGCAACAACAACAACAACAAGAACGGAGGAGAAAAAUGACCAAUAACAAUGAUGAUACAUUCAGUAGCAGCAGUAGUAGUAGUAAUGGUAGCAAUAGUGAUUAUUCUUCCCAUUACCAUUAUCAACCUGAUUCAAAGGAUCCCUUAGACAAAGAAAUAGCAAAAAUUCUAAAUGCUAGUCCUGUUACAAUCGAAUGCCAGCGUGUUGGUCCUACCAAGCAUCCAGGUAAAUACUAUUUUGGAAAUGAUGCUGCAACAGUGUUAGACACAGUGACAGGAGGAGUAGGAAAAGGUGUUAGUCGAAAAAAGAUGUAUACAUGCAAAUUGAUGACGUAUGAAAAUCGUGGACGAAGAGCAGUAGAAAGAGUGGAUAGAAACAAUCGACAACAGCAACAACAAGCGAAGAGUAACAAGGUGCUGGUCCGUGUAGGCGGUGGUUGGCAAGAUCUGGAAUUUUUUUUAUUAGAACAUAGUUCAUAAAUGUCAACAGUCAGAUAGUUAAUGUCAUGUUUCUUUCUUUUUGUUCUUGAAUCAAAAUGCGUUUCUUAGCCAUCAAGACAAUGUGAUUUGGGUUGUCAUUCUAUUUUUGGUUUUCUUUUGUCUCUAAAAA